AUGCAUCAAAACACAGAGCUCACACCUAGUGCAUCGGCCAAAGAUGCCGAGAUUGAGUCGCCAAUCCCAUCUGACCUUACUCCCAUUGCUAUAGCAGCUCGAGGGAAAGAGAUCACUGGCCUGAGAAUCUUUCAAAGAACGGCAGAUGAUAUCACGGGGACUAGGGCAGAGGAGCUCCUUUUAGCAAUGAACACUGACCAGCCAACCGGAGGCGUGGACAUGACAUAUGGAAGCGGGGACGCUCAGCAUCUCCGCUAUUGGAAACCCAACCUCCCCAAUGCUCCGAUCGUCCUCUUUGUCCACGGGGGCAGUUGGCGAUCAGGGACCUAUUUGGACUCGAUUGGAUCGGCCAAAGUUACUCAUUUGACUGGCCAAGGCUAUGCCUUCGCCACUGUCAACUACACACUCAUCCCAUCUGUGACGGUGGAAGAGCAGGUGCAGGAGGUGGCCGACUCGUUGGCUUACCUGGUCAGAAAUGCGGCAACACUAGACUUUGACUCCCAACGAAUCAUUUUGAUGGGACACAGUUCUGGUGCACACGUUGUCACACUACUGGGGACUGACGAAAGAUACUUCGAGAAGGCAGGAGUUGGUAUCCAUAUCGUGCGGGCGGUUAUCUCUCUCGACGGCUCAAAUUACAACGCAUUGGCGGAGAUCACUGAUAGUCCGGGGCCGGUAGCGGGGAGCACAAUCAGAGGGCUCGGCACUGAUCCGAAACGGCUGAAAGAUAUGUCACCUACUUACCAUGCCCGCGCGCCGAACGCAGGCGCUUUUCUGCUCCUUCAAGUCCACAGGCAAGGCGACAUCCGCCAGGCUGUCGAGCUAUCCGUGGCACUAGAAGCUGCAGGUACUGAUGUUGCUUUCCACGUGUUCGAGGGCGAAAGUUUCGAGGGCCACAUGCAAAUGCUACUACGGCUUGGCGAUCCCAGCUAUCCUGCAACAUUGGUUAUGGAUAACUGGCUCAAAGUGCAUGUUCCAGUAACCCUCCCAAGUGCCUGA
This is a messenger RNA of Penicillium hordei, 999 nucleotides long. RefSeq names its product alpha/beta hydrolase. Lineage: Eukaryota; Fungi; Ascomycota; Eurotiomycetes; Eurotiales; Aspergillaceae. The record is from RefSeq and is a predicted model, not a curated record. The coding region runs from base 1 to 999 and encodes 332 amino acids. The transcript has a single exon.